Messenger RNA from Benincasa hispida (wax gourd), 1893 nucleotides. RefSeq names its product putative choline kinase 1. Gene Ontology annotation, molecular function: choline kinase activity; ethanolamine kinase activity. Gene Ontology annotation, cellular component: cytoplasm. Gene Ontology annotation, biological process: phosphatidylcholine biosynthetic process; phosphatidylethanolamine biosynthetic process. The record is from RefSeq and is a predicted model, not a curated record. NCBI's taxonomy places the organism in Eukaryota, Viridiplantae, Streptophyta, Magnoliopsida, Cucurbitales, Cucurbitaceae.
CGUCCCUUUCUACUCUGACUUCAACUUUGCAUUUAAAAGCAGAGGGACUUUCAAAAGUUCUUCAAAAAUCUACUCAAAGCUCAGUUCAUACAUACGUCUUCCCAUCUUUAUUCUCCCUUGAAUUCAACGUUAUUGAUUUCUUCUGGUGAUCUAUCAAUUACUCUUCAUCAUCUCCGAGAUUCAGCUCGAUCACAAAGAAAUUCCGUUUUUACUCAAUUUCUUUUCCGAAUUAAAAAAAAAGACAAUCGAUUCUGUAAUAAAAAAGCUCAACCAGAAUUUCAGUAUUACAAGAUCCGAUUAGUGACCACAACAAACAAUUUUCACUUACAGGAGUUUGUAAAAAUGGCAAUAAAGUCGAAAGAAUUCGCAAAAGGCGAUCUGCCAGAGGAAUUGAAGAAAUUACUUAAGGCAGUAGCGUUAGAAUGGGGAGACAAACUGGAGGACAUGGAAGAAGGUCUGCAAGUGAGUCGAUUAACAGGAGCGAUGACGAACGAAGUGUACCAAAUGAAAUGGAGCUCAAAAACUGGAGCGCAACCACGGAAGGUUCUGGUGAGAAUGUACGGAGAAGGAGUUGAGAUUUUCUUCAAUAGAGAUGAUGAGAUCAGAACGUUUGAAUGCUUGUCGAAACAUGGCUAUGGACCUCGUCUUCUUGGCCAAUUCUCUGAUGGAAGAAUUGAAGAGUUCAUCCAUGCCAGGACGCUAUCAGCAAGUGAUCUCCGAGAGCCAAAAAUAUCAGCACGGAUAGCAAGUAAAUUGAGAGAAUUUCACAAUCUUGACAUGCCUGGUCCAAAAACGGUUGUCCUUUGGGAUAGAAUAAGAAAUUGGCUAAGUGAAGCCAAAAGAUUAAUUUCACCAAGUGAAGUGGAAGAGUUUUGUUUGGAGACAUUGGAUGAGGAAAUAGACUUGCUUCAAAGGGAAAUCUCAAAAGAUUCUCAACCCAUUGGCUUUUGUCACAAUGACUUGCAAUACGGCAACAUCAUGAUGGAUGAAGACACAUCAUCAAUAACCCUAAUUGAUUAUGAGUAUGCAAGUUACAACCCAAUAGCUUAUGAUAUUGCAAAUCAUUUCUGUGAAAUGACAGCAGAUUACCACUCUGAGACUCCCCAUAUUUUGGACUACACUUCAUACCCAGAUCUUGAAGAACGUAAAAGAUUUGUUCGUGCAUAUCUCACCUUAUCAGGUGAAAAGCACACUGAAGAAGAAGUGGAGCAGCUAGUAGAGGAUGCUGAGAAAUACACUUUAGCAAAUCAUCUCUUCUGGGGCUUGUGGGGAAUUAUUUCAGGACACAUAAACAAGAUUGACUUUGACUACUUUGAGUAUGCUAAGCAGAGGUUUGAUCAAUACUGGCUAAGAAAGCCUGAGCUCUUGGUUUCUUCUGUUGUUAAUCACUUUUAUGAUCUCAUGAUAAAUUGAUAUCAACAAAGUGUUUCAAAUAUCACAUAUAUGAAUUUGAAGAAAGAUGACAAGACUGAACUGUACAUGUUCAAAUUUACAAUAAAAAUAAGUUGCAUUAAGUGAAAACAUGUGGAAUUCAAGAAGAAUCAAGCUUUGUUAAGGAACAAGACUUCAAGCUACUUCAAACUGGCGCUUCAUGUAGCCUUGCAUAGUUACAAAUUCAUGGUUUUUUUUUUUUUUUUUAAAAAAAACAAACACUUCCAGAUGUAUGAUAUCUACUAAAAUAUAUUUUUCAGUUUAAAGUUUUCUAUUUGCUUUUUAGGCUACAUUUACAUAAUGGCUAAUUAUGAUCAUAAAGUUGGAAGGUGACAACUCUUGAAAUGCCUCCUAGAAUUUCUAGAUUUUCAUUUUGAGGCUACAUAAAAUUAUGUAAUUUGUAUUUACAAAUAAUAUUUGAAGAUGUAGCAAUUUGAGUUUUAAAUCAUGGAAGCUUUUUUA